GACGCGCCCCUUACAAGCAUUAAUCUUUGACGAGCCUAUGGCUGCGCACGAUAAACUAAAAUGGACUAAGGAGGCUGAAACUGCGUUUGAAAACAUAAAACAAUUAAUUGCUGGAUCCACUGUUUUAGCGCUGCCUGAUUACACUAAGCCGUUCACACAAAUGGUCGAUACAAAAAAUGGUUUCAUGACCUCUGUUUUGACACAGCAGUGGGGAGCAAAAAAUAGACCAGUGGCAUUUUACAGUUCACGACUGGAUCCGGUGGCGAGAGCAACCCCCGUGUGUGUGCAGGCUGUACUCGCCACAGCAAUGGCAGUACAAGUGUCAGCUGAAGUCGUGCUUUUUCACCCACUGACUGUGAAAGUUCCACAUGCUGUCUCUCUACUGCUGUUACAAACCAACAUGUCAUUCUUAUCUCCCGCAAGACACCUCUCGUGCAUGACAGUGUUGUUAUCGCAACCACACAUCACUAUCGAGCGCUGCACUGUGCUAAACCCAUCCACUCUGUUGCCAACAGCUGAGGACGGGGUGGAGCAUAAGUGUUUGGAGAUAACACAAACGAACAUGAAACCUAGAGCUGAUUUAACUGAUCAACCGCUAAAAAAAGGUGAAAUAAUUUUCGUCGACGGAUCAGCCGUAAAAGAUAAAUGUGGUGUAAAUAAAGCAGCCUAUGCAGUGACUACCCUAACUACAAAAAUAGAGGCAAAACGUUUGCCCACUUCAUACUCUGCACAAGCAGCUGAAUUGACAGCCCUAACCAGAGCAUGUGAGCUUUUUGCAAAAAAGGAAGUAACAAUUUACACAGACAGUCAAUAUGCUUUUGCUGCGUCUCACAUUUUUUGUGUGCAUUGGAAAAUACGUGGCUACAAAACCUCUACUGGAAAACCAGUAAAACAUAAAGACUUACUUCAGAAAUUAUAUGACGCUCUUCAAUUACCAAAAAAAGCUUGCCAUUUGUAAAUGUGAAGCGCAUACUAACAAAACUGAUACUGUUUCAAGAGGAAAUGCCCUGGCAGAUGAAUGUGCAAAGGAAGCCACAGGCGUGUUCCUCUUGCAAACGGAAACUGACGAAGUCCUACAAACACGACAGCAACAAGCGUCUGUUAAAGAGAGAGACCUAUGGAAGAAACAUGGGUGCUACCUAAAAGACAAUAUCUACGUCGGUCCAAGUGGCAAACCAGUAUUACCUAAAUCUAUGUAUAAAUGGGCAGCUUUAGUGACACAUGGCCGUUGCCACGUGCCAUCGGGUGGAAUGUGUACAGUUUUACGUGAAUUUUAUACUACAUUUGGUUUUACUACCUACUCAAAAAACUUUUGCCACCAGUGCAUAAUCUGCAUUAAACAUAAUUCACAGGGACAUGCGAGACCAAAGAGAGGACAAUUCCCUUCACCCCCACAUCCGUUUCAUACAAUACACAUAGAUUUCAUCCAGUUGAACAAAGUUCAUAACCUAGAAUAUGUGUUGGUGGUGAUAGAUGUGUUCUCUAAGUGGGUCGAGCUAUUCCCAUGUCGCACGCCUGAUGCUGCUGCCGUAGCCAAAGCACUCUGUAGGCGGAUUAUCCCAAGCCAUGGAGUGCCCAGACUCAUUCGAAGUGAUAACGGAACACAUUUUGUUAAUGAGGACCCUAAAGUGAAACCAGGAGACUGGGUGUUCAUCAAAGUCGAAGACUGGGUGUUCAAUAAAGCGGAAAUCUUGGGCGGAACCUCGUUGGCAGGGGCCACACCAGGUUGUUAUAGCCACUCCUACUGCAGUGAAGGUGCUCGGCCGAAUCUCUUGGACACACAUCUCGCAUUGUAAGGUACAGGACAUUCCAGCUGCAGAGUCAACCGCUGUUGAGAGGAAAUCUGACUACAAAGGGGUCUAGAGGUAUAGAAUCUAGUCGUCUCAACGUCAGUGUUUUUACAGAGCCUCCACGGUUUAGUGACGAUGCCUGGGGGUCACGGGCCUUUGAUGUGGAGGUUGGUCCUCGGAGGGGUUUUUGCCCUCACCUUACUGAGACUGUUGCUACAAGGACUGAACAAUGACUUUUUCGUGAGAGACAAAGGAAGCCAAUACAGAAGAUGGAAAAGAUGGGUUUUGUCUGAAGAUCUGCAUACCUACAACAUAACACAUGUGUAUUCACAACAUGUGUAUUACCUUGUUUUCGCCAGCUUAUAACCAAGACUGUAACUGCUAAUAUGAAUGCUUUGCUUUUGCAAGAAGAGGCAUGUAGGCUCCUCGCUGAGGACAAUAGUGAAGUGUAAUGAUUAAUUGAUUAACCUCAUGAUCAGCAAUGAAGUUGUUACAGAAAACCUGUAUUGGAGAUGUUACAAUGGAACAGAUGAUUGUGAAAGUUACCAAUGAUAAACAGGAGGGAAAUGUAAA
Molecule: messenger RNA, 2363 nt
Organism: Alosa sapidissima (American shad)
Lineage: Eukaryota; Metazoa; Chordata; Actinopteri; Clupeiformes; Clupeidae
Exons: 2
Coding region: 918-1796 (292 amino acids)
Biological process (GO): DNA integration
Molecular function (GO): nucleic acid binding
Source: RefSeq, a predicted model, not a curated record